UCUUCUCCAGCUGGUCGGAAAACUACAAUGGCUCCCGGGACAACUUCAUGCAUGUUCCUGUCACAGCUGCUGCUGCUCUGUGUGAUGGCUAUUAUGAGGACAGGAAUGGCAUUCCCUCAAAAGCCAGGAUGCCCAACUGCUGAGGAUGAGAAUUUCCCUCAGCAUGUGAAGGUCAACCUGAAUAUUCUUAACGGGAAUAGAAGUUCCAGAAGGCCCAUGGAUUACUACCGCCGAUCCACAUCACCAUGGAGCCUGCAUCGGAAUGAGGACCCCGAGAGAUACCCCUCUGUGAUCUGGGAGGCCAAGUGCCUCCACUGGGGCUGUGUCAAUGCUGAAGGGAAGGAAGAGCACCACAUGAACUCCGUCCCCAUCCAACAGGAGAUCCUGGUUCUGCGAAGGGAGUCUCAGCACUGCCCCCACUCCUUCCAGCUGGAGAAGAUGCUGGUGACUGUGGGCUGCACCUGCGUGACCCCCAUUGUUCGCCAUGUGGGAUAAGAACUUUCUGUCUAACCCCAGUUCCCCAGGCCACUUAGGCUUUCUGGGUAGUAGACCCAGCCCCAUUUCUGACCAAACUCACAUGGGUUCAUAAAUUAGUUCAUCCAAUUGAAGUUUCAGAGGGAACACUUCUGUUCAGAGAUAGAAUCUGAACAAUCUUUCCCUCUUCCUAAAGAUGGAAGUUUUGAUUGAGUACCAAUUUGCUUUUUGUUUGCUCUUCUAAGAGCUUUAAGUUAUUUGUGUAUUUAAUAGACCCUGAGAUAACUUU
Suricata suricatta (meerkat) is the source of this 763-nucleotide messenger RNA. It is a transcript of the gene IL17A, whose product is annotated as interleukin 17A. The coding region runs from base 28 to 495 and encodes 155 amino acids. Gene Ontology annotation, cellular component: extracellular region. The record is from RefSeq and is a predicted model, not a curated record. The transcript has 3 exons. Gene Ontology annotation, molecular function: cytokine activity. Gene Ontology annotation, biological process: inflammatory response. Lineage: Eukaryota; Metazoa; Chordata; Mammalia; Carnivora; Herpestidae.